GGGUAAUAUUCAAAACUUUUUUCUCAAUAGAUGGCGCUGAUCAAAUGGUAGUAAAAUGCAAAAUUUAGCAACAAUCCUACUUAUUCGCAUGAAAUGAUGAACGUAAAUCACAUGAAAUUGAUUUGUUGUUGCUUCCUAUUAUUAGAAUUUACUUAUUUUGUCCGAUUUCUAUUAAAAUUUGCCAAAUUGCUAUGCUUCUCCAUUACAUUUAACUACCAUUCUUCCGUGAGCUUGGAUGCAGGAUUUUGACAUUCUUCAUGUAUGAUCCGAGAGUCGAGCGAUAGAAACUGUGCUGUCAUUUGUUAGUGUUUACAUACCAUGGAAAAAUGAAGACCAGAUCAAGAAACAGAAACGAAAAAAAUAACAUUUGUGGAAUAAAAUACUCUGAAUCGUGCGCCAAACAAGGAAACAAAUAUUCCUGCAAUGAUCGCGACACACAAAAAUGCUGUUCAUAUCCGGAAAGAAUCAGCAACAGGACUUUCAGGAAAGCUUCAGUUAACCGAGUGCCUGCCACCAUAAAUUCAACAACAAAGUCUACGUUAAAGUCCCAGCCAAAUUGCCAAAAACCUUCGGCGAAUCGAGUGAAUUUAUCUACUGGAUUGACUAGAGGCAAUGCUGAUAUUAGAUGCAAAACCCGUACAGCCCAUACGAAAUCAAUACGCACUAAAAAAGUUGGCCGCAAAUGCCAAUUUGAAGGCAAAGAUAAAGAAAAUGAACCCGUCUGUGCCUCGAUGAGAACGUUGCAAAAUCUGCGCGCAAUAGCAGCAAAAGAAGGAAUUUCAACUGGAGGUCAGAAGGCACAACUGGAGGAACGGAUUCAUUGGCAUCGCAAGUUCAAUUUGAAUUCCACGAAAGUUCAACCCCUGCGUCCAGUUCUUCCACUUGAUGCCACAGAGUUUACAGAGGCAGAAGAGUACAAGCAGUGUGAUAAAAAAUUACAGCAAUCUCUUAGGUGGCUCUCUACAGUGCAAAUCUGGUCUUACUUUGUUUCAAGGUCAGCCCGCCAUGGAUAUGGUAAGGGCAAACAAUUGAAACAAGCAGCAUUUCUUCGAAAUAUUUGUUAUGCACAGAUUAACAAUGAAACGUUUCAAGUUCGUGGCUACUGCGGUGCAACAAUGCGUAAAAGUACAAUGUACCUGUUACGACUGGAACAUAACACCGAAGCUAUCACUAAAACAUCAUGUACAUGCCCCGCUGGUCAGGGCAAUUUAGCAGCCUGCAAGCAUAUAGCAGCACUUCUGAUGGCAUUGGAGGAAUUUGCAAGGACAGGUCAUUUACAACAAAACCAAACAUGCACAGAUGUGCUGCAAACGUGGCAUAGACCACCGAAACAUACUGAUCGCUCCAUGAUGUACAGGCCGCUCAAAGACAUUUUCAAAGAUAAUCAUUCAGAUCGACUCCCCCAAAUAACCGAUUUACCGUUAAAUGAUUUACAUAAACAAAUGAUGAAUAAUUCUCUGAACCGUGGAAUGCAUAUGACGAUACAUAGAAGUCGUUAUGUAAUGGACAUGCGCAACUACUUUGCUGAACAUUCCUAUGCAAAGAACACGAUAAGUGACGCUACCGAUCCUUGCGCGCCCGGAAACAGUGACAAUGAUUCUGGUUGGAAAAACGAUACAUAGACGUACAUGUAUUUCAUAGUAAGUAAACUUAAAUCUGUUAAGCUCUGUUCAUAAACCACGUAGACCAUUUUUUAGAAUUGUAGACUACUAUCAUCUAUUAAGUUACAGUUUUAUAUCCAGUGAAUCUUUAUCUGACUCUUCAACUCCGCAUUCCCCCAAAAGUGUACGUGGUUUAUGAUCGAUCAAAAAUAUAAUUAUUGUCAGCUGUCUUAUGAAACCCCUUCUAUUGACACUUUUUUCAACAUAUAAAAUCAAUUGUCAAUAUCUGUUUGUCUGUGGUAUUGUUAUAAAAAUUGAAACUGAUUUUAAAUAAAA
Molecule: messenger RNA, 1937 nt
Organism: Aedes aegypti (yellow fever mosquito)
Lineage: Eukaryota; Metazoa; Arthropoda; Insecta; Diptera; Culicidae
Exons: 5
Coding region: 327-1622 (431 amino acids)
Molecular function (GO): zinc ion binding
Source: RefSeq, a predicted model, not a curated record